This is a messenger RNA of Elgaria multicarinata webbii, 909 nucleotides long. RefSeq names its product small nuclear ribonucleoprotein U11/U12 subunit 25 (gene SNRNP25). Bases 1 to 504 code for a protein of 167 amino acids. Gene Ontology annotation, cellular component: U12-type spliceosomal complex. Gene Ontology annotation, molecular function: protein binding. Lineage: Eukaryota; Metazoa; Chordata; Lepidosauria; Squamata; Anguidae. The transcript has 6 exons. Gene Ontology annotation, biological process: mRNA splicing, via spliceosome. The record is from RefSeq and is a predicted model, not a curated record.
AUGGCGGCUGAGGCGGAGCUGGCGCUGGAGAUGGCGGCUGAGGCGGAGGAGCACGAGCAGGAGGAGGCGGAGCAGGAGCAGGAGGCGGCCCACGCGGAGGUGCUGGCGCUGUGGCAGGCCGGGCUGGCGCGCCUCGUCCGGGACCCGCUACUCUGCGACCUCCCGGCCCAGGUGACCCCCGAGGAGAUCGGCUCGCAGGUGGCGCUCGAGUACGGCCAGGCCAUGACGGUGCGCGUGCGCAGAGCCGACGCCCCCGAGGACCCCAUGCCUGUGGUGGUGGUGCAGAACGCCAGCGUCUUGGACUUGAAGAAAGCCAUCCAGCGCUUUGUGCAGCUGAAGCAGGAGCGGGAAGGGGGCAUCCAGCACAUCAGCUGGAGGUACGUGUGGAGGACGUACUGCUUAACCUUCGGUGGAGAGAAGCUGACGGAUGACGGGAAGAAGCUGAGAGAGUACGGCAUCCGAAACCGGGAUGAAGUGAACUUCAUCAAGAGGCUCCGGAAAUGACCUGCCAGGUGGCGCCCUGACGGAGCCCAGCCCAGAUGUGUUCCUGAAUGGGUAGAGGCCGCCUCCUGGAAGCCCUUCCUCCAUAGUGGCAGAGGGGGAGCACUGUAGGCCUGUUCUGCACAGCCAGGACCACCGCGAUCCUUGCAGAACUGGAUGCAGCGGACCCGGGGUGGACAUCUGCCUGCCCAUCCGCCCUUGAACUGCCCCAGCCCUGCGCUAGCAGAGGCAGCUGUCUCUCUCUCCCUCUGCGAUUGGAGAUGUGGGUGAACUGAAAGGAUUUGGUGGGUGUGGGAGCAACAGGCUGCUGGGUAGCAGGACCUUGGAAGCAGAUGCCCGGUGUGCGGCCAGAACACGCCAGGCGGCCUGAGCAACUGGAUUCACAAUAAAGUGUCGGGGUUGACGAGA